AUGGAAGGAAGAACAAGUGUCGCAAACAAUUCGUCGACUACCUCUGCAGUUAAAGUUCCUACAACUUAUGUCUCACCAUUCUCAAAACCCUUACGACCUCCUAUAAUACCAAAGCAACUUCCUCAUACAAUUGCAAACAAAUUGUCCAACAAUUUGAGUUCUUCUUCUCAAAACACAACAGAAACAACUCAGCCAACAGGUCAGGCAACAACAACUAUCGGAACAGAAGCAUUUUCAGAAGAAGUUCAUACCAAUCAGACUCCAAUCGAACAUACAGAAACACAACCACCCGAAAAUACAGAAACACAUCCAAUCGAACAUACAGAAACACAUUCUGCAAUGACCACUAGGUCGCAAACACGAUAUAUCGCCUUUAGCAAACAAUUUAAGUCUCAAAUUCAAGACACACAAGAUAGAGACACUCCUCUUUCAGAGAAAGUUCGUAGAAAAUACGCAAAGAAAAGGUUCGAAUUGUUAGAUAAGUUAAAUGAACAGUGGGGUUCAGAAGACAAUCGAGAUUAUAACGAGAUGUUUCAAGCUGUCAUGGAUGCCAUUCAGCCUUUUGAAAACGAAAUCAAAGACCCUGGCGUACUUGUUGACAUGUUUGCUUCAUAUUUACCUGUUACUGCCAAUCUCAUAGCGUUGCAAGCUAUUGACCAGUUCAUUCACUUGUUUCCAAAGAACUUGCAGAAGCAUUUACAAGAAGUUAA
Molecule: messenger RNA, 710 nt
Organism: Trichomonas vaginalis G3
Lineage: Eukaryota; Parabasalia; Trichomonadida; Trichomonadidae
Product: attachment subunit-related family
Exons: 1
Source: RefSeq, a predicted model, not a curated record